This is a messenger RNA of Tripterygium wilfordii, 1673 nucleotides long. RefSeq names its product transcription factor MYB17. The record is from RefSeq and is a predicted model, not a curated record. The transcript is spliced from 3 exons. Bases 177 to 1112 code for a protein of 311 amino acids. NCBI's taxonomy places the organism in Eukaryota, Viridiplantae, Streptophyta, Magnoliopsida, Celastrales, Celastraceae.
CUCUCUCUGUGGAUGAUCUCUACAAAAGCACUGUCUUGAAAGUUUGUGGGAACUUUAAAGGCUCUUGCUUUUUAUUGAUUUCUUUACUUUACAGAAACUGCAAGUAGUGGUGGAGGUGGAGCUGGUGCUGGUGGGUUUGUUUGUUUGUUGGUGGACAAAGCAUUAAAGAAAGAGUGAUGGGAAGGACACCCUGUUGUGAUAAGAAGGGUUUGAAGAAAGGGCCAUGGACACCAGAGGAAGAUGAGAUUCUCAUUGAUUACAUCAACAAGAAUGGCCAUGGAAGCUGGCGCUUUCUUCCUAAGCUUGCAGGAUUGCUUCGCUGCGGGAAGAGUUGUCGGUUGAGAUGGACAAACUAUCUCAGGCCAGACAUCAAGCGAGGUCCAUUCACUCCAGAGGAAGAGAAGCUUGUCAUUCAACUUCAUGGCAUUCUUGGUAACAGAUGGGCUGCAAUUGCUUCUCAACUUCCAGGCAGAACAGACAAUGAGAUCAAAAAUUUAUGGAACACCCACCUCAAGAAGAGACUACUUUGUAUGGGUCUUGAUCCCCAAACUCAUGAACCAUUCACCUCCCUAGGUCAAAUCAUACAAGCCUCUGCAUCUCCAGCUACAAGGCACAUGGCACAGUGGGAGAGUGCUAGGCUUGAAGCCGAGGCUCGGCUUUCGAAAGAGUCUUUGCUCUUCAAUCCACCAGUUCCAGAAAAAACUGAUUCUGAUCACUUUCUGCGCAUAUGGAACUCUGAAGUUGGACAGUCGUUUCGAAAUUUUGGGAAGGAAGACAACAACAAAACUUCAUGCCAUAGCCCCUCCUCCAUCUCUCAGGCAUCUUCAUGUACAAAAUGUGGAUCAGCCACCACAACUGGAAUUGGUGGUGUUGAUUUAGGGAGGUCCUUGACACCUGUUAGUGAUCAAAAUGAAGAAAUGGAGUACAAGAGCAGUAAAUCAUACCAUGAAGACUUGGUUGGUGGGUCUGAUUCUUCAUGCUUAGAUGACUUGGAGAAUUCAUGUGACACUGCAUUGCAGCUGCUGCUGGACUUUCCAAUUAACAAUGACAUGAGCUUCUUGGAAGGAAAUAUUGAUAACUACACUACUGAGUGUUCUGCAAUGUUAGACUGAAAAUUCCAUGAUCUGUCCUCUUGGAACUGUGACUGGAAGCAUGAGAUAAACAAUUUUGAGCUGUUUUUUUAGCAGUUGGAAAGAGAGGAAGCUGGUCAUGAGUACUGCAUAUAUACUUAUUAUUCCUUGUAACCUCAAUGAAUUUCUUAUCUAUAUAUGUAAUUAUGCAGUGAAACUUUAUAUAUUUUGGAAUUUGGUAGGUUGUAAGAUGGAUAUGCUAUAUAUCAUCACUUGUUGCCUCUGUUUAGUGCAACAUUUCAAAUGUAUGGAAGUAUUUGAGUCAUGCUUGGCUCUAAGUUAGCACAAAUUGAGGGUCAAAUCAAAGUUUUUCAUACAGAAGAACCCAACAAAACAUAGAUUUAAUUGCUAUACAAACAGAGUAUAAUAAAUAUUUUCUGUUCUUGCAGUAAAGGACAGCCACAACACCACUUGAGGAUGAAACAAGAAAUACAAAACAUACAAACAAAAACACUAAAUACAAUUACAACUCCAACAACGGGUACAAAACUAAAAGCAGCCAAAGGCCUUCUUUGGAACCUGUCCAGUAGCGCGAUACUUGGC